CAGAAUCCUGUCGAAGCCAAGUAAGGAGGUCCUUCUCCUCCCCCCUCGCUUUUUAAAGGAGCUCGUGAAAUAUAAGCUCAGAAAACAAACCGAGCGAUCACAGCGGCAGCCCGGGCGGCGGCAGCAGCAGCAGGAGGAGGAGCAGGAGGAGGAGGCAGAGUUGGGCAGACGCUGCCGAGAGCUGCAGGACGCGGCCGAGUUGCAGGACUCCGCGCGGCUCCAUUCAUUAAGUAGCUGCGGAGGACUGUGGCGGGACGCCGACGCUGCCCACUCGCAAACUUCAGCACGCAGACGCACGCCAGCCGUGCUCGUCCCGGGCAGCGCAGCGCUGCAAAAGUUCCUGCUCGGGCUUUGGCUCUCUUCCCCUUGGACUAGCGAACAGUUUGGGCUUGAGAGGAAAGCAGAGGCGCCCAGAGGGGAAACCUAUCCGCGCCUGCAGUUGGAACUACUCGGCCGCCGCGUCCCGAGCCCGCAGUUCCGCUCCUGAGCAGCGGCGGCCCGCAGCGUCCCGAAAGGCUCUCCGCUGCCAGCGCCAUGCAAAACUACAAGUACGACAAGGCGAUCGUCCCUGAGAGUAAGAACGGCGGCAGCCCCGCGCUCAACAACAACCCGAGGAAGGGCGGCAGCAAGCGGGUGUUGCUCAUCUGCCUCGACCUCUUCUGCCUCUUCAUGGCGGCUCUGCCCUUCCUCAUCAUCGAGACGAGCACCAUUAAGCCUUACCGCCGCGGCUUUUACUGCAACGACGAGAGCAUCAAGUACCCCCUGAAAGUCAGCGAGACCAUCAACGACGCCGUGCUCUGUGCCGUGGGGAUCGUCAUUGCCAUCCUGGCGAUCAUCACAGGGGAAUUCUACCGGAUCUAUUACCUCAAGGAGAAGUCCCGAUCCACCAUUCAGAACCCUUAUGUGGCCGCUCUGUAUAAGCAAGUGGGCUGCUUCCUCUUUGGCUGUGCCAUUAGCCAGUCCUUCACAGACAUCGCCAAAGUGUCCAUCGGGCGCCUGCGGCCUCACUUCCUGAGCGUCUGUAACCCCGAUUUCAGCCAGAUCAACUGCUCCGAGGGCUACAUUCAGAACUACAGGUGCAGAGGAGAAGACAGCAAAGUACAGGAGGCCAGGAAGUCCUUCUUCUCGGGCCACGCCUCCUUCUCCAUGUUUACCAUGCUGUAUCUGGUGCUAUACCUUCAGGCCCGCUUCACCUGGCGAGGGGCCCGCCUGCUGCGGCCCCUCCUGCAGUUCACUCUGCUCAUGAUGGCCUUCUACACGGGAUUGUCACGUGUAUCUGACCACAAACACCAUCCCAGCGACGUCCUGGCAGGAUUUGCCCAAGGAGCUCUGGUGGCCUGCUGCAUAGUGUUCUUCGUGUCCGAUCUCUUCAAGACUAAGCCGGCCCCUGCUCUCAGGAAGGAGAUCCUGUCACCUGUGGACAUUAUCGACAGGAACAACCACCACAACAUGGUGUAGGUGCUGCGGCUGCAGAGCGCUUGGUUUCUCUGAAGUGACUGCUGACAGCAUGUUCCUGCUGCUCUCCCAUCUCAUCUGACAGUAGAAUGUAGGGAAAAGCUUUUUGCCCGAUGGAUUUUGAAAACAUUUAAAGAAAAGAAAAAAAAAAGCCUUAUCUUGUGGCCUUCCCAAAUAGGUUGUUUGCCUGUGUGGAGACAACAGGGCCGGCGUCCUGAAUCCUGGCUGUGCAGCUGGCUAAGUGUUCAUGUUCUAGUGAGCACAGGCCUGUCAGGAGCAAAACACUAGAAUGAUUGAGCAGAGGCUGUGGUCCCCUUUGGUGACCCGAGAAAUCCCAGGCCAGUGAGAACAGCUCGAGCUCCUGUGUUGCACACAAGGCACCAAAUCAGCCCCUCUGCCUGACCCACUUCUACUGUGACUUUGGUUCAAGGAAGUUUUGUGUUUUGAAAUACCAGGAAUGAAUGCAUUGGCUCAGAGUGGUCAGAACCCUCAUCCAAAUUCCUGGCGCUGAGGCCUCUGUCAUCUCCCCCAUCCCCAGGCUAACAACCACAGGCCCUCACUUUUAGAGAUUAGGAGACCCUUUGUGGAAGAGUGAACUUCACAAAUAGCACAAUUUCAGAAGACCCAGAGGGUGUCUUCUGAUGCACCGUACUGUGAUGCGGAUCUGCCACUGCAGGAUCAAUCACCGGGCACUUGCACAUGUAGAAACGGUUAGACUUCGGUUACUGCCAUCCCCUUGAGGUCCUUGCUGGGUGUGUACCGGGAUCUCAGGUGGGGGCCAAGGAUGAGCACAGGCGUGGUCGGCCUCUGGCUGACCAAAGGAGCCUCGGUAAAGAGACAGGAAGGGAGGGAAAGGGCAGAAUGAAAAAUGAAAAAAAAAGAACCAACUUUUUGGCUCCUUGGGAUCAGAGUGAGCCAGAGUAGCAGACAGUCUCAUGCCCAAAAGGUUACCCUUCACCAUAAGGGAGCCCAGAGGGUUUUUGCAGGAGCUGGUCUUGCUGUGUAAAGCACUAUUGUCUCCGGGUUGAUCCCUGGGACAGUCCUUUGGUGAGUUCUGCUGGGCAGAACACAUGGGUUAAAUCUGCAUAGAGAGUUUUUUCCUUAUCCUCUAUCCACAAGUGUCCUUCCAAGCAAGGUCCCAUUCUAGACAGUAGACAGAGACCCUUCUACUGAACCUCCAAGGAAAGGAAGAAGGAAAAAAAAAACCAAGUGCUUUUCAAAUCUUUCAAAGGGCUACACGUAACCAUAUGGAUCAACCACAUGCACAUCCUUCCACAGACUCCGUCCUUUCAUUUCAACAUAUAGCAAGCUAUGAUUUUAUAUAUAAAUAUUAUAUAAAUAAUGUAUAAAACAUUAAAAGUUAACUAUGUAAGAUAUUAUUUCUGAAACAACUUUAGCUAUAUCCACUAUGAUUAUGAACUGUGUCUCGACCUGUGUUAUUUACUUUAGCUGCUUAAAGGAGCAUUGAGUUAUUUUUUUUUUAAAUCUCAACUAAAACUAUCAUAGUUCUGUGGUAGCCAUUGUUCUACAAUGAGAGAAAUAACUUCAACCAGAGAAAACCUGUAUAAAAACAUUAAAUCGUCAGUAUUUUUGUAAGGUUCCGUUUUGUAAAGAGAAUAAUAUUCAAAGAUUUUUUUUGUGGCAUACAAAGUGAAAACGUGUAUCUGCGAAACUAAACGUGUAUUAAAUGUGCUUUUUAAAUAAAAGCUCAUAACAUGACUAA
This is a messenger RNA of Myodes glareolus (Bank vole), 3178 nucleotides long. It is a transcript of the gene Plpp3, whose product is annotated as phospholipid phosphatase 3. The record is from RefSeq and is a predicted model, not a curated record. Lineage: Eukaryota; Metazoa; Chordata; Mammalia; Rodentia; Cricetidae. Gene Ontology annotation, cellular component: plasma membrane. Gene Ontology annotation, biological process: signal transduction; phospholipid metabolic process; cell-cell adhesion. Gene Ontology annotation, molecular function: phosphatidate phosphatase activity; sphingosine-1-phosphate phosphatase activity.